AUGGAAACUAUUCAAGAAAAAGCUAAAUUAGCUGAUGAACGUAUUCAACAAUUAAAAUCACUUAUUGCAACUAUUGGUACGCGACAACUUGAUCCUGAAAUAUAUAUUAAUGUACUUCAAGAAGAAAAUACACGAUUAAAAACACGUGUACAAACUCUUGUUGAUGAAUUAAUUACAUUAGAAAAUCAACGAGGAGUAACACAACAAUAUGAUUUUGUCAACAAGGUUCCUAAGGCUCCUACUCAAUCAGUUACUCAACCAAAAAAACCAGUUGAAGUUCCACAACCACGGACUAAAGCUGCUCCUGCUGCUGCUGCUGCUGCUGCUAGUAGUGAUCAACAAGAAGCUAAAGAUAAAAAAGACAAGAAAAAGAAAGUUACUAAUGAAGAAAAACCAACGAAACCAGUUGCUAAUACUGCAACUGAUAUAACACGAUUUGAUUUACGUGUUGGAAAAAUUGUAUCAGUUGAAAAACAUCCUGAUGCUGAUUCUUUAUAUGUUGAAAAAAUCGAUGUUGGUGAAGAAAAACCACGAACAGUAUGUAGUGGUCUUGUUAAACAUUUACAAACUAGUGAUCUUGAUCAAAAACUUGUUAUUGUUUUAUGUAAUUUAAAACCAGCAAAAAUGCGUGGUAUUACAUCUGAAGCAAUGGUUAUGUGUGCAUCAACACCAGAUAAAGUUGAAAUACUUGAACCACCAAGUAAUAGUAAACCAGGUGAUCGAGUUCAAUGUGAAGGUUAUGAUUGUUCAUCACCGGAUGCUCAAAUUAAAAAAGAAUUAUGCGAUCAAAUUUUACCAGAUAUGACUACAAAUGAUAAAGGUGAAGCAACAUUUAAAGGAGUUUUAUGGAAAGUAGCUAAUGUUCAAGGUCUUAUUAAAUCGAAAACUCUCGUUAAUGUACCUAUUAAAUAA
Rotaria sp. Silwood1 is the source of this 912-nucleotide messenger RNA. The record is from the annotation of a GenBank genome assembly. Lineage: Eukaryota; Metazoa; Rotifera; Eurotatoria; Philodinida; Philodinidae.